Corvus hawaiiensis (hawaiian crow) is the source of this 6231-nucleotide messenger RNA. RefSeq names its product spondin 1 (gene SPON1). Lineage: Eukaryota; Metazoa; Chordata; Aves; Passeriformes; Corvidae. Bases 244 to 2652 code for a protein of 802 amino acids. The record is from RefSeq and is a predicted model, not a curated record. Gene Ontology annotation, cellular component: extracellular matrix. Gene Ontology annotation, biological process: cell adhesion. The transcript is spliced from 16 exons.
CCUCUCGCCGGCAGCAGCCGAGCCGGUCCCUCCGAUCCGACCUGGCAGGCUCACGCUGGGGGCCGCUGCCGGCUGGGGCUGCCCGGGACCGCUCAGCCCGUCCUGCCUGCCCUGCCCUGCCCUGCCCUGCCCUGCCCUGCCCUGCCCUGCCGUGCCCCCCCGUGCCCCCCGGCCCGCUCCCACCGCCGCCCCGCUCCCGGGCACGGCCGCCCCGGCGACAAAAAGUUGUGCGGAGCGCCGAGGAUGGGAGCGCAUCUGCAGCCGCUGGCCCUGCGGCUCCUGGCGCUGACUUUCCCCUUGGUGGCGAAGGGUUUUUCUGACGAAACCUUGGAGAAAGCCGCGAAAUCCGAGGGAUAUUGCAGUCGGAUCCUGCGAGCCCAAGGCACCAGGAGGGAAGGGUACAAUGAAUUCAGCCUCAGGGUGGAGGGCGAUCCAGAAUUUUACAAGCCUGGAAACAGUUACCGGGUGACGCUUUCUGCUGCCACUCCUGCCUAUUUUCGAGGGUUCACGUUGAUCGCCCUCAAGGAAGGAAAAGAAGGUGACAAAGAGGAAGACCACGCAGGAUCUUUCCAGAUCAUAGAUGAAGAAGAAACACAGUUCAUGAGCAAUUGUCCCGUUGCUGUGACUGAGAGCACACCUAGAAGGAGGACACGCAUCCAGGUGUUUUGGACAGCUCCUCCCACCGGGACAGGCUGUGUGAUUCUCAAAGCCAGUAUCGUGCAGAAGCGAAUAAUUUAUUUUCAAGAUGAGGGCUCUCUCACCAAAAAGAUUUGUGAGCAAGACUCAGCCUCGGAAGGUGUGACUGACAAACCAAUUUUGGAUUGUUGUGCCUGUGGAACUGCCAAAUACAGGCUGACAUUUUAUGGAAACUGGUCAGAAAAAACACAUCCCAAGGAUUUUCCACGACGCACCAACCACUGGUCUGCGAUCAUUGGUAGUUCUCACUCCAAGAACUACAUCCUGUGGGAGUAUGGAGGAUAUGCCAGUGAAGGUGUCAAACAAGUUGCAGAGCUGGGGUCCCCUGUGAAGAUGGAAGAAGAAAUUCGACAGCAGAGCGAUGAGGUUUUAACAGUCAUCAAGGCCAAAGCACAGUGGCCAGCCUGGCAACCUCUAAAUGUGAGAGCUGCUCCCUCUGCUGAGUUUUCCGUGGAUCGCCACCGGCACCUGAUGUCCUUCCUCACCAUGCUGGGCCCCAGCCCCGACUGGAACGUGGGGCUCUCUGCCGAGGAUCUCUGCACCAAGGAUUGUGGCUGGGUCCAGAAGGUCGUGCAGGAUUUAAUCCCCUGGGAUGCUGGCACGGACAGUGGCGUCACCUAUGAGUCUCCUAACAAACCUACAGUGCCUCAGGAGAAGAUCAGACCACUUACAAGCUUAGAUCAUCCUCAAAGCCCAUUUUAUGACCCAGAAGGAGGAUCUAUCAAACUGGUGGCCAGAGUUGUCAUUGAGAGAAUUGCACGAAAGGGGGAGCAGUGCAAUAUCGUUCCUGAUAACAUAGAUGAUAUUGUGGCAGAUCUAGCACCGGAGGAAAAAGAAGAAGAUGACACCCCUGAGACCUGCAUAUAUUCAAACUGGUCCCCCUGGUCGGCCUGCAGCUCUUCUACCUGUGAAAAGGGCAAGAGAAUGAGGCAGAGAAUGCUUAAAGCUCAGCUGGACCUCAGUGUGCCCUGCCCAGACACCCAGGAUUUUCAGCCCUGCAUGGGUCCAGGCUGCAGUGAUGAAGAUGGUUCCACCUGCAUGAUGUCUGAUUGGAUCACAUGGUCCCCCUGCAGCGUCUCCUGUGGGAUGGGAACGAGAUCCAGGGAAAGAUACGUAAAGCAGUUCCCUGAGGAUGGCUCCAUGUGCAAAGUGCCUACUGAAGAGACUGAGAAGUGUAUUGUAAAUGAGGAAUGCUCUCCCAGCAGCUGCCUGGUCACUGAAUGGGGCGAGUGGGAUGAAUGCAGUGCCAGCUGUGGCACAGGGAUGAAGAGACGGCACAGAAUGAUCAAGAUGACUCCUGCUGAUGGAUCCAUGUGCAAGGCAGAAACCACGGAGGCAGAGAAAUGCAUGAUGCCCGAAUGCCAUACCAUCCCCUGCCUCCUCUCUCCCUGGUCUGAAUGGAGUGACUGCAGUGUAACCUGUGGGAAGGGAAUGAGAACCCGGCAAAGGAUGCUGAAAUCUGCUGCUGAGCUUGGAGACUGCAACGAGGAGCUGGAGCAAGCAGAGAAGUGCAUGCUGCCCGAAUGCCCCAUCGACUGUGAGCUGACGGAGUGGUCCCAGUGGUCCGAGUGCAACACCUCCUGUGGGAAGGGCCACAUGAUCAGGACAAGGAUGAUUAAAAUCGAGCCCCAGUUUGGAGGAACAGCUUGCCCAGAGACCGUCCAACGUACAAAAUGCAGAGUGAGGAAGUGCCUGCGGGGCCCGGGGAUGGAAAAAAGGCGCUGGAAGGAGGCCCGGGAUAAAAGGAGAAGUGAACAAGCAAAGAAGAAUUUAGAUAGUGAGCAAUAUCCAGUUUGUAGGCUGAAACCAUGGACUGCUUGGACAGAAUGUUCUACACUGUGUGGAGGUGGAAUUCAGGAGCGCUACAUGAUGGUGAAGAAGAGGUCCAAAAGCACUCAGUUUACCAGCUGCAAAGACAAAAAGGAGCUAAGAGCAUGUAAUGUCCAUCCUUGUUAACAAAACACCAGGCUCCAAGUGAUGCACUCUGAGCUAAAUGGAAAGUCAACCUUGGUUUGUUUUUUUAAAACAACAACAACAACAAAAUAUAAAGUGUAUAUUAGUUUUCAUUUUUGCAGUGUGUUUUGCUUUUUAGUCUUGCUGGUGCAAGAAAAAUAUUUUAUAAAUACUUCCUCACGGAUUUAUGCUGAGAGUAAAUCUUUGGUACUCCAGCCAGCCCUUAAUGCAUAAAAAUAAUAAAGUCAUAAUGAGUUAUUUAACUAAAAUGCAGACAUAUCUGUGGACCUGGAAUAGCCAUAUAGAAAUACUACUUGUAAAGACAUGGGAUGCAUGCAUACUAACAAAACUAAGUUAAAGUGACAGAAAGCUUCAUCUGUGGGAGGAUUUCUCUCUAGAUCUGAUUUUGAAAAUCCAAAGCAGUGCCUCUGUUAUUACACAACUAUGCCAAGGAGUAAUUUCAGUAAUGCUGGUUCAAUAACAUUAAAGGUGCAUGUUUAUCUUUUUACACUGUUGGGUUAAGCUAAUAGUUAUUAUAAUAAUAAUCCUCAACACUCUUCUUCACAUGGAUGCUGUGGUCCAUGCAAAGAGGUCUUUGUUUCUUCAAAACUUAAAAAGGGAAUCAUUUUUGCAGUUCAGUAGUGAUGUCUGACCACUACACAAUCACAGUCAAGACAGCACAUAAGGAAAACAUGCAAAUAUUGUAUGUGCAGUCCAUACUGGGUCUAUCCAUUGCCUUUUAAAUUGGAUACAGAACUAGUAAAAAUUGGCCCAGAGUGUUGCAGCAGCUGUGUCACAGGAAGUCUUCCACAUGAAAGACACUAAAAAUUAGGUUCAGUUUCACGAGGAUGUUAAUCACAGGUGAAGAGGGAAACAGGUUUAUAAUAAAACAAAAAUGGUCAAGAAAAGGUGAGCCAGGUUCUCAUGCAUCCCUUAAAACUGAAAUGAGCCUCUGAAAGGAAAGAAAAUGACAGUCAUUUUAAAAAACUAAUUAUAGAUUGGCCCAAGAAUACAUUUACAGCAGUGUCAUUUAUGUCUUUUUUACUCAGAGUAUAGGGUAAUCUAAAAAUUACUAAAUUUGUGAGAAUUACCCAUUUGUAGAUAUACUAGCCAGGUUAAAUGCCCUUCCUGACUACUUAAGUGAUCAACAAACUGCCUGAGAUUAGAAAAUACCUCCUCAUCCUUCUAAUUGCUGUUUCACCCCACCUUCUGCAGAAUUUAGCUCUCAUCCCUACACGGAGUCAGGUAUAGUCAGCGACACCCUUGGGCCCCACUUGCUAUUGGAAUACAGUAUUGUCCUGUAAGUUCAACAAUCUGACAUUAAGAGGGGAAGGUGAAGGGUUCUCUUUUGGUCCAAGCAAGGCAGCAUCCACCUAUGUCUCUACAGAAAUAAAAACAAUGCACUGAAAAUAAAGACUGUUGAUGCUAACUAACUCUUAAGCUUGAGAGAAAUGAAUGGAGAGAAAUUUUUUUAAUGGUCUCUUUAAACCAGCCUUAAGUAAUUUACUCACUUCCUUAGCAUUCAGUCACUACCCUGAGGACCUGACACCUGGGUUUUAAAUGUCCCUGUUUGCUGAGCACUACAACCUUCUGAGCUGUUCUUCUUCCUCACCACCACCACGCUGGGGAUCCUCUGUACCUGAACAAUGGGUACAAAGAUACCUGGCUCGACGGGCUGGUGGCAUUAAUUGUGGGGCUGUUCAUCAGCUGUUCAUCCUCCACUGGACACUGCAAGGGCUGCUCAGGACUUCCACAGCCAUCACAUCCCGCCCUCUCAAGGGAUUUUACUGCUUUUUGCAGGUUUGGAAUGAAGGAAAGGCCAGGGAAAUAAUGGAACCCAGCUGCAGUGUGAACCCUCUCCUGCUGCUGCUAAAUGAAAUGGGUGCACGUCCAUACUCAACCAAACCAGGGGAAAAAAGAAUACAACAAGGUUUAAUGCUAAAACCAAACAUUUUACUUUUUGCACAGCUUGGCUUACUGCAUAAUAUUAAUUCAGAUAGCUUGCCUCCUUGUGCCUGUUGAAAAAUUCUGCAGUUUAUGUCUCUACAGAACUGCCAUUACAGCAUAGCAGCAAGACUGGCCCUCACUAAUGCUUUUAGGAGCUUACAUUACACUUUUAUAACCAAAAAAAAAAGAAAACCCAACAACAACAACAAAAAAACCCCAGUGGAAUGAUAUAGGUACGGGAGGAGUGACCAGCUGAGCUGUUUUGGGUGAAGAAACUGCAGAGAAGGGCCACAAUGAUCAAUGCCAGGGGCUCGGCCAGGGCAGAGCCACAUCUGUGGCUGAGCUGUCAGGGCUGUCCCAGCUGAGGCCAUUCACUCAGAAAAGUAAUCUCUGACCAUAAAAUGUGUGGCAGAGUGCUUUUAAAGGCUCUGAAGGAUCUAUGAGCCUGGGGUGGAGGGAGCAGAAGAAGUUUCUCCUGAACAGAAAAAAAUUGCUGAGUUCAGCAACCAGAUUUAUUUCAUCAACCCUUACCACUUGUUCAAGCUUAUCUUGCAAAACCGUGCCUGUUUCUGCAAAUAAUCAAUUAAACCCAGUGUUGUAUUUUCAUUUUCACGUUUGUUCCAGUACAUCAAGCUGUUUUGUCCCACUAAAUACUCCCUUUGCCAAAGGCCAUAUAGUCCAAAUACACUUACGGAAAACACACAAUGCCUUUCUGAACAUGCCCACAAAAUUGUCCAUUCAAACAAUCUGGCAUUCCUUUCUCCGUGGCUCUUACUAAUUUGAUUCUCCACAUACUUUUUUUCUCUCUCUCUUAGAAGGCUGUUCAGUGUGAUUUCCAGUCAUUUCUCUUAGGCUCAUUAAAGUUCUUAAUGUUGCAAAUUGCUUUUUUCCCCACCUUGUUAAUACAUGAAGUGACAAGGUAGAUUGCACCGGGUCAGAAAUGUGUGACCACUCCUGCUUAUGCUCAGCUUUUCACACUUGUUUUUUCUGUUGAAGCAUUUUACAGAUCACUUGUCUUUCUUCUAACUUGGUACAAGAGAAACAUUUACGCUUGUUACAUUUUGUAAAAAAAAGAAACACAAACAAAUGAUUAAAAAAAUAAGAGGUUGAUUUUCUAUUCAGAAAAAAAUAAAGCUCUGACAUACAAUAUGUAGAAGUCUUGCAUCGUUACUGUAAACUUUCUAGUAGUGUAAUAGGCACUGGUUACCAGUCAAUAAAAAUAAGAACUGUUACCGUUCUGAUGUCCUGAAUAAUCCUGCUGAACUGAAAGCACAGAUGUCACACCAGUUUUGUAGGCCUCAACUAUCAGAUCUUAGCAUUGUGCGUAUGGUUUUUUUUCUAAUAUACAAACUAUAGGAUCUUUACACAUAAUAAAAAAGAAAAGCUAGGGGCUUAACAAAUGUACAGUAGGACUCUGUGUGUGUGGCAUACAAGUUAAACAAAGUUUUGUUUGGUUGCAUUUUUAGAUUUCCUUUGUUGUUUUUGUUUGCUGUGGAAUUAUGAAAAAGCUACCAUGAACAUUUCUUACCAAAGUCUUGUGUAGAUGUUUUGUAGCUGUCUGCCUAACACAUUAUUAUUGUUAUUAUUAUUAUUAUUAUUAUUAUUAUUUUGGAAUAAAGACAUCUUUACUAUGAA